AUGUCAUGCAAUCUUAAUGAUUGUUCAACAAGAACACCAUUCUUGCAUAGAAGGUCUUUGAUUGUUGCUACAAACGACACGUUACCACCACCUGUUCAUUUCGAAUCUUUUCGAAUCUCAGAGGAACAGUUAAAAUCAUGUACAAACAACAAAGUGAAAGAAUUUUAUAAAGAUCAAAAUAAAAUGAUUGACAAAUUUGUUCAAGUGGAUCGAGUUGUUGAAUCCUUACAGAAAACUGCUUCCAAUAAUUACGGAGCACUAAACGAUGAAGAAAGCAUGUUAUAUCCUGUAGACUCAUCUUUAAUACCGGCAUCGAAUGAAUCUACACGUUUAUUAUUGGAUAACAAUACGACUCGUUCCAGUUCACCUGAUGAUAUUAUGAAUGCUAAAUCUCCGCUUUGGAUCAUUCAUCUUGCCAUCAAUCUAUCGUUUUUAGCCAAUGUUGCACUCUUCUUGACAAAAUUGAUUGUAGCAUGGUAUUCAGGUUCAAUGGCUCUUUUAGCGUCUGCCUACGAAAGUUUUCUAGAUAUUGUUAGUAAUGCUAUCAUUUUUGUUACUGCUCGUCUUAUUCGACAAAGAAACUAUUAUGCUUAUCCUGUAGGAAAGUCACGUAUGGAACCACUAGGGAUCAUUGUCUUUGCUGUCAUCAUCACUACUUCCUUUUCUCAAGUACUAAUAUCUUCUAUUGAAAAACUUACAACAGGUGAAGAAGGUGAAGUAAUUGAUCUUAGUGCAGCUGCGAUAACUAUUUUAGCCCUUAAUAUAAUUGUGAAAGGUAUACUUUGGAUUUGGUGUGUUUCUAUUAAGGGUAGUUCAAGUGUAGAGGCCUUGGCAUAUGAUCAUGAAAAUGAUGUUGUUUUCACUAUUGCAAGUACAUUAUUUCCUUUGAUAGGUAACUGGAUGAAAUGGUCCUGGUUAGAUCCUAUGGGUGCCAUUUUAUUAUCUAUUUAUAUUAUUUAUGAAUGGAUGGAAGUGCUAUUGGAAAAUAUUAAGAGGUUAACGGGACAGGCUGCAAGUGCAGAUGACAUUAAGCAAUUAACAUACAUGGCAUAUCGUUUCUCAAAAAAGAUUAUGGCGGUGGAUACAGUGCGUGCUUAUUAUGUAGGAGAUCGUUUAUUAGUAGAAAUCGAUAUCAUUUUACCGCCUGAUUGCCCACUUAGAGAAGCUCAUGAUGUUGGAGAGGCUCUUCAAGAUGCAUUAGAGUUAAUGGAUAAUGUAGAAAGAGCCUUUGUCCACUUAGAUUAUAGUGCAGAACAUGAAAUUGAACACAGACGAGCUGUGGAUAACAUCUAA
Molecule: messenger RNA, 1293 nt
Organism: Cokeromyces recurvatus
Lineage: Eukaryota; Fungi; Mucoromycota; Mucoromycetes; Mucorales; Mucoraceae
Product: cation efflux family-domain-containing protein
Exons: 2
Coding region: 1-1293 (430 amino acids)
Biological process (GO): transmembrane transport; monoatomic cation transport
Cellular component (GO): membrane
Molecular function (GO): monoatomic cation transmembrane transporter activity
Source: RefSeq, a predicted model, not a curated record